UCAGCCCAGUUACGGGCGUGUGCCCGCGGCCAGCGGCGGGCGGCCCUCCCAGCUGGGCGGGCCCAUGCGGCCACGCCGCGCGGGCGAGCGGCCCGCCCAGAAGGUGCGACCACAGCGCCCGAGCCUGACGUUGGCGGCCGUCGCGGCUGCGCUGGCCCCGCUGGCGGAGGCCUCCCGCGUGCAUAGCAGGGCGACCGCCUCGGCGGCCGCGCGGCGGGCGGAGACGCGCUGGGGACACAGGCCGCUCACGGAGGCCGCCCUCCUCCAGGAGGCCGAGCUGCCGGACGAGCACCCCGUCCGGGCGACCGGCCGCGCCGCCGAGGAGCCCCCGGCGCUGAGCGGCGCGACCAGCCGCGCCGCCGAGGGCGCGGCCGCGGCCACGGCAGAGGCCCCGCCCGCCCGCCCCGCCCGGGCCGCGGCGUACGGCAGCGCGGACCGAGAUGCGGAGUCGAACGCGAUCUUCGUCCUCGCGCUCGCAGCCAUCGGCGUCACGUUAGGCGCGGGCCUUGCCGCGCACUGCCUCUACGGCGCCGACCGCGCCUGCAGCGCCGCCCCGCAGCAGGGCGCCGCGGCCAGCCACGCGGGCGUGAGCCCAGGCGGCUGCGCGCAGGCGCUGGCGCUGACCGUGCUGCUGGCCGCGCCGUGGCUGCUCGCGUCUGGGUGGCUGGCCAGCGUGGCCGUCAAGCAUCUCGAGCACCCGACGCGCGGCACGCCUGGGCUCGCGGGAGGAGAGCAGUGGCAGUGCCGCGCCGCGGCGCUCUACCUGCUCUGGGCGCCCGUGCUCACCACGGCCACCCUCGCCUCGCACGCGCUGGCUGCGUGCCAGGUCCCCUGCUCCGCCGCGGAGCGCCACAUGCCGAUGGGGCAGAUGCUUCUCAG
Messenger RNA from Prorocentrum cordatum, 879 nucleotides. NCBI's taxonomy places the organism in Eukaryota, Dinophyceae, Prorocentrales, Prorocentraceae. The record is from the annotation of a GenBank genome assembly.